AAAGUAAUUUAAGAUUAAAGGACCCAUUCCUGACAUUAUAUAAAAUGUCAUCACAAAUAGCAACAGUUACACCAACACGAUUGGAUCCUGCACUUUGUAACAGUGAAAAGAUACAGGUACCAAAGUUUGAAAUAACUAUUGACGAUGUAUCGGAGAAGCUUGAACCACGUGAUUUAUUCUGUCAGAUGGACGCGCUGCGUCACUACAACGACGACUUUGUCUGGAAGGAAGUACGAAGAUGGGUGAAAUUUGAAGAAGAAAUAGAAGAGAAAGGAAAAAGAUGGUCAAAACCCCACGUGUCAUCGAUCUGUAUGCAGUAUCUAACAGAGCUACAUCAAAUUGUGGUUUCUAAUCCGUGUUUACUAGAUCUAGAGGCUACAUCCAUGUUCGAUAUAGUCGAUACAUUAUUGGAGCAAUGGCGAUUAAAUGGAACUUUAAAUAGUCUGCUAUGGAAUCAUGUUAAAGCUGUUCUGCUUAAAAGACACAAACAUCAGCAUGUCGGCAGACGACAAAUAAAGCGCCACCAAAGUAGAGCCAAUAAUCUGUUUCAAGGGGCGUUCCUCAGUGACGAAGAGGAUGCGCCGUCAUCACCAGAAACAAGAAGUAGAAUGAAUGGAGGAUACCAGCCUAGCUCACAAAGCCUAUCUGAGAUGGCCAACGGAAUUGAAAAUGGUGAUGUUAAAGCAAGCAAUCCUAAUUUACUAUCAUUCGGUGGAGAGACAAAUAGAAAGUUCAAAAGAAAGAUUCCAGACGGAGCUGAGGUUAUGAAUAUAAUGGUUGGCGAGGUGGAGGAACUCACUGACAACUUGUGUGCUUUUGUGCGUCUUCGCGAAGCAAAAGACCUAGGAAAAAUAACGGAAGUCGACUUGCCAACUCGUUUCCUGUUCAUACUACUGGUUCCUAAAGCUCAUUUAGAACCAGCAAUAGAAGCUGGUCGAUGUAUGGGAGCGCUGAUGACAGAUGAGAUUUUCCGGGAAAUUGCCUACAUUGCUGAGGAUAAAACUGAUAUUCUCUCAGGAUUGCAGGAGUUCAUCAGUCAAACGAUUGUGCUGCCCCCUGGAUCAUGGGACCCUAGCAUCAGAAUAGAACCACCAGCUGAAAUCCCCACAAAGGAAUCGAGAAAACCUCCAGUGUAUACCACUAUUGUUGUUAAUAAAAAUGAGGAUGACAGUCAUGAUGACCCGACAUUAGAAAGAACAGGAAGAGUAUUUGGUGGCCUUAUUGCUGACAUAAAACGAAAACUUCCGCAUUACAAAAGUGAUUUUACUGACUCAUUGCAUAUACAGUGUGUGGCAUCAUUCAUUUAUCUCUUCUUAGCCACAUUAACCCCUAAUGUGACCUUUGGUGGAUUGCUGUCGACUGCAACAGAAGGAUAUAUGGGAACAAUUGAGUGUAUUCUGGCAGCAUCGAUAACAGGAGUUAUAUUCGCAUUAUUUGCUGGACAACCAUUAAAUAUUCUAGGAAGCACGGGACCCAUGCUUGUAUUGGAGAUGAUAUUGUUUAAAUUUUGCAAAGAUCAAGAUUGGGAUUUUAUGCCUAUACGUGUAUGGGUAGGCUUGUGGACUGCACUUUUAAUCCUUAUCAUUGUUGCGUUUGAUCUAAGCUCGUUGGUUCGAUACAUAACAAGAUUUACCGAAGAAUGUUUUGCUUGUCUCAUUGCACUCAUAUUUAUAUACCAAGCCUUUAAACAAUUAUAUAAAAUCGGAAUAAAAUAUCCAGUUCAAAGAUGGACAACUGACAGUGGAUGUUUUUGUAUCAUAAACAAUUUUACCAUUCCGCCAAAACCGGAAGAAGGUUUAUUGGUUCGUCAUGUCAGAUCAGCUUCUCUCAGUCUUUCCUCAAAUGAAGAUAUAUUAACUCGCUCACCAAAUAACGAUAUGCCUUUACAUCAGUUUAUUGCACCUUCAAAUUGUACACUUUAUGGUGGGAUUUUAACUGGAUCCGGAUGUGAUAGUUCUCAGUCCCCUGAUGUUUUAUUUAUGUCCAUUGUAUUAUUCUUUGGAACAUUUAUAAUUGCAAGACUACUGGUGUCUUUCAAAAAAACACGUUAUUUUUCUACGAUGAUACGACAAAUAGUGAGUGACUUUAGUGUUCUGAUUGCCAUAGUAGUGAUGGUGGGAUUUGACGCAUGGUUUGGUGUAGCAACACCUAAAUUGAACGUCCCCUCAGUAUUCAAGCCUACAAAGCCCGGAAGAGGAUGGUUGAUCAACCCUAUCAGUGAUAAGAACCCCUGGUGGUUAAUCUUAGUCGCAGUAGUUCCCGCCCUUCUGACAACAAUCUUGAUCUUUAUGGAUCAACAGAUUACAUCUGUGAUUGUCAAUAGAAAAGAAAAUAAGCUCAAGAAAGGCGGUGGAUACCAUUUGGACAUGCUUGUAGUAGCAGUACUUAUUGUAGUGUUAUCAUUUCUUGGGUUACCAUGGUACGUAGCAGCAACAGUCUCGGCCAUGGCCCACGUGAUGAGUUUAAGGAAGGAAUCCGAAUGUACAGCCCCUGGGGAGAAACCAACCUUCCUAGGAGUCAGAGAGCAGCGGGUAACAGCCCUUCUGGUUGGUGUGUUUAGUGGAUUUGCAGUAUUGAUUACAUCAAUAUUACAGGUUAUUCCGAUGCCAGUGCUCUACGGCGUAUUUUUGUACAUGGGAGUGGCUUCACUCACAGGAAUGCAGCUAAAAGAUAGAUUUUUUCUCUUGAUAACGCCACAGAAAUAUCAACCGGACUAUAAAUAUCUCCGUCAUGUUCCGCUCCAGAAAGUUCAUAUAUUUACCGGUAUACAGAUUGGAUGUUUAGCUAUUCUCUGGAUUGUUAAAAGUGUCAAUGUAAUAUCAAUAGGAUUUCCCAUAAUGGUACUUGGAACAUGUUUUAUUCGGAAAGGUCUGGAACUGAUUUUUACUGAUCAUGAUUUGAAGUGGCUGGACGACCUGCUUCCUGGUAAACAAUUGUUCCGAAAACACAGUGAAAAGCUUGAAAACUGCUGGAGAAGGAUACAAUGUUUCGUACCGAAAAUACGAAAGCCUUCCAAAUACAUAAAGAAAAAGACAAGUCGAUCAAAGUCGAUGCCAAUUUAUACCUCCCAGCAACCAGUUAUAAUGGAAACAAGUUUCCCGCCACCAAUACCAUAUCUGCAACGAACAAUAUCCCAGGAAUCAGUACACUCAGCGAGGAACCAGGACAUAUUUGAAAAAAGAGCAACCCGAAAAUUGUCGUUGCUAUCGUUACCAACAAACUUCAAUUAUUUAGAAGAACUCGAAAAGACUGGUCACGAUCUAAAUGCCAAUAGAAAGGGAUCUUCUCGUUCUAUAAAUAUAUACAAGUGAGAAUAUACGCGAGUUGUGUAUUCAAAAGUAUUGAAACUGUUUUGAACAACGUAACUAAAAUAAUGUAAAUAUCUAUCAAUAAGAACAGUUCAACGUUUUGUGUGAAGUUGGCGUAAACGGAAUUCGAGUUUGACUGUGUCCAUGUCAAGUGAUGUUUACGCACUGUUGGGUAUUAUGGCCAAAUGUAAUUCAGGGUUUUGAUGUUUAAGACCUAUAACGCAUUUAACAUUCCCUAGACAUAAUUUAUUUUUAGGAAUAUGUAGUUUUUCUUCGAAUGCAUUUUUAAAAGCUAGAAUUGUUAUAGUUGUGCAAGGUAGCGCGAAAAUAUACCCGGAACUUACGGAUUUGUCUUGAAUAGUUGACUUUUACGAUUUUAUUUAUAUCGUCCAAUGAGAAUCUAGUAUUUGUAAAUAUGUAAUUUAAUAUGGAAUUGUGCAAUUUCAUUUAUUUAUAAAAGAAUCAGUGCUGAA
Molecule: messenger RNA, 3781 nt
Organism: Mytilus trossulus (common blue mussel)
Lineage: Eukaryota; Metazoa; Mollusca; Bivalvia; Mytilida; Mytilidae
Product: electrogenic sodium bicarbonate cotransporter 1-like
Exons: 20
Coding region: 45-3311 (1088 amino acids)
Biological process (GO): bicarbonate transport; regulation of intracellular pH; monoatomic anion transport
Cellular component (GO): plasma membrane
Molecular function (GO): monoatomic anion transmembrane transporter activity; sodium:bicarbonate symporter activity; solute:inorganic anion antiporter activity
Source: RefSeq, a predicted model, not a curated record